AUGGUUGUUCGACAGCGGCAGCAUUCAUCCUUCCUCAGCGACUGCCAUGUCAUCGCCAACGUCUGGCGCGUCAGUGGAUCCUUUGGACCUCAGCUUGCCAUCUCUUCCAGCGACCGCCCAUCACGAAAGACGACUGCGAACACCUGGGCCCACGCUCGCGACCCUGCUGGCUCAGAACCCAGCCGCUGCGGUCGCAAAAAUGAAAAGAUCUACUAUUGCAGGCAUUGCAUGGACCCACCAUACUUCACAAGCGUCUCGACGACCCUCCGAAACCAUCUGUUGAAGAUUCACAGCAUCGAGCUAGAGGCACCAGAGCAUCCUGUCAAGCGACAGCGAUCGCCUUAUUCAGGACGUCUUUGCCAAAACUGGAGAGAUACACGCGGCGAAGCAGCUGUUAGGACAAGAGGACGCGUUAAGAAGCGCCGUCAACCUCAAGGCGGCGCCUCGUGGCCGGAGUUGCAUGCGCUCAUUUCUGCAAUCAAUCCUGCAGCUGAUGGUGUCAUUAUUCUGUCAAAUGGCUCUCUACAGCAACUCGUCGCGGAUUCCUACAGCAUUCACAAAGACAUCCUGCGGAGAAAAGCGUCCCUCGGAAUUUGCGUGAGAUUUGUUGACGGAGGUACGAAGAAGGCCUUACAAGCGCUGCUGGCUUUACCGGAGCUACCUGGACUGGACGGCCCCAGCAGUCAUGGCAGCGCGGAACAAUGGAAGAUUCCGCGGCGUGUGAUUGCAGACUACAACAUCUGGUACAAGAUUGGUUUCUACACUGGCGAUAACCAUGGCUCAAACGACAAGCUAUGCCGCUUUCUGGGUGAACAUCUUCAAGGUAAACGCAUCGCUUGGGACACCAGGACGCAGCGAAUCCGUUGCCAUGGCCAUAUUCUCAACCUCGCUGUACAAGUCUUCCUGUUCAUGGAUUCCAAAGAAGCGAGCCUACACUAA
This is a messenger RNA of Beauveria bassiana ARSEF 2860, 939 nucleotides long. RefSeq lists its product as uncharacterized. The record is from RefSeq and is a predicted model, not a curated record. The transcript has 4 exons. Lineage: Eukaryota; Fungi; Ascomycota; Sordariomycetes; Hypocreales; Cordycipitaceae. The coding region runs from base 1 to 939 and encodes 312 amino acids.